Parnassius apollo (apollo) is the source of this 4269-nucleotide messenger RNA. The record is from the annotation of a GenBank genome assembly. Lineage: Eukaryota; Metazoa; Arthropoda; Insecta; Lepidoptera; Papilionidae.
AUGGGAGGAAACUACGAAAAAGCCCACAACAUGGACGGUUUAGCUCAACACCAGAUGAGCGGGCUUGUACGCCAGGUUGAAGGCGAACUUGGGGACGGUUACAAAACUAGAACUGGUAGUGUUUACACAGCUGCCAAUUCUAGGGGUAUCUAUGGCUCUGGGAACUAUGACUUAAGCAAUUUGAAAGGCCGAAACUUUGAAGAAACCGAGGCGUUCAAGAAUUCGCUAUCACAUUCUUCAAUUAUGUCACAAAAUGUUGGAUUUAGAGGGCAAUCACGAUUGGACAGCGCUGCAUACGGCAGCAGCAGUAAUCGUGCACAUAGCUCCGGGUACAGAGGACACGUAGCGGCAGUAAAUUCAGAACAAUUUAUGCAAACCGAUAACCUACAGUCCGCGGACAACUUGCACAGCGCUCACGAGUACGAUUACGAUAGUCAAGCUGCCCAAUAUUUAAAUUCGGGCUUUCAGAAUCACCAUGCAUACGAUCAAAGUAGCGCAAAUAUAGCACAUUCGGGUGUGUACGGUUCAAAUUCCCGCAGUCCACUUUUAACCGCGACUCCUGUUAGAGUUGUCGUCAGACCUGGAGGAAGAAUAGCAAUACCACUUACUGCGCAAACUUUUGACGCAGGUCACGUCGCUUCAUCCCUUGACCAGAGUAAUGUUAAUAGUGAAGCAGAAUUGCUAAGCACCAGUGGUCAACAUGUAAACUAUAUGCCAUUAAAUACUCCAAAACAUUACGAAUCUUCUUAUAGCUACCGCAAGCAAUGGGAGAAGCACGAUACACAGCCCGUCGCUGUACCAUUAGCAAUCCCUACUGUUAACCCCUUUCCAUCCCAGAACGAGCUAUACGACGAUAACCAAGCGCUACAUUUAGAAAAUCAACAUCGUUCUAAUGUAAAUGCAUACAAUUCCCGUGCGAGCAAUAGCGAAUAUAACGCAAAUAUUAAGUCAGCAGCAUCAAGUCAAUCGAGAUACAAGGCAGAUUAUAACGCACAACACAGCAGUUCUUUAUCAGCUACCAAUUCAAAUGGAUUUAACGCAGGUGCACACACAUCUAAUGCUUAUGUAGACGGCUCUGCCGCUGUUGCCGACUCUUCUAAUCUCGUAGAAUUAAUGAACACUAAGCCUAAAAGUUACCAUUCCUCAUAUUCUUAUCACAAAUCAUGGGAGAGACAAGGCGACCCCUAUAUAAUAAAACCAGUCGGCAGUGGCAUUCAAGAUGGUCAGAUAUCUCAAAGAUUAACUGCAGCUUCUUUAAACAAUGGUGCAUCGUAUUCUUCUCACCAAUAUGGAUCUAAAUUUAACCAAGCCCACCAAAGGGUUUCACAAGAUGGAGUUGAUUAUGACUGUGACAAUGAAGGCCACAUUCGUGUAGCUCGUUCUUAUGACACAAGACAAGAACAGCAAUUUGAGACAUAUCAAAAUAUGGCACAGGGCCAGGAAGAGUUCGGACAACAAACGCAAAAUAAUUGGGAUGACUUACAAAAUCAAAACCAGUGGGGCAACCUACAAGACUUAGGGCAGCAAAGUCAAAAUCAGUGGGGUAAUUUACAAGACUUAGGUAAACAUACGGAGGAAAAGUUUGAUAAGCUGGAAGAUCUCGGACAACAAACACAAAUCCAAUGGAGUAAUUUGCAAGAUUUAAGUCAACACAAAAACGAAAAUCUUGCUAAGUUGAAAGACUUAGGACAACAAACUCAAACUCAAUGGAGUAACUUACAAGACUUAGGUCAACAUACAGAAGAAAAAUUUGACAAGCUGGAAGAUCUAGGACAACAAACUCAAAACCAAUGGGGUGACUUGCAAGACUUAGGUCAACACACGGAGGAAAAAUUUAACAAGCUGGAAGAUCUAGGACAACAAACUCAAAACCAAUGGGAUCACUUGCAAGACUUAGGACAACAUACAGAGGAAAAAUUUGACAAGCUGGAAGAUCUAGGACAACAAACUCAAAACCAAUGGGGUCACUUGCAAAACUUAGGACAACAUACAGAGGAAAAAUUUAACAAGCUGGAAGAUCUAGGACAACAAACUCAAAACCAAUGGGAUCACUUGCAAGACUUAGGACAACAUACAGAGGAAAAAUUUGACAAGCUGGAAGAUCUAGGACAACAAACUCAAAACCAGUGGGGUCACUUGCAAAACUUAGGACAACAUACAGAGGAAAAAUUUAAUAAGCUGGAAGAUCUAGGACAACAAACUCAAAACCAAUGGGAUCACUUGCAAGACUUAGGACAACAUACAGAGGAAAAAUUUGACAAGCUGGAAGAUCUAGGACAACAAACUCAAAACCAAUGGGGUCACUUGCAAGACUUAGGACAACAUACAGAGGAAAAAUUUAACAAGCUGGAAGAUCUAGGACAACAAACUCAAAACCAAUGGGGUCAUUUGCAAAACUUAGGACAACAUACAGAGGAAAAAUUUAACAAGCUGGAAGAUCUAGGACAACAAACUCAAAACCAAUGGAAUAAAUUAGGAGAUCUUGAUCAGCAAUUACAAACUGGUUUCGACAAAAUACAUCAACAAACAGAAAAUAAAUGGGACAAAUUAGAAGACCUAAGCCAGCAAACACAAAGUAGCAAUCUGGAACAGCAAAUACAUCCAUAUGAAUCAGAAGAUAAAAAAAAUGAAAACAAAAUGGAAGAAUAUGAUAAUCAUGAGCAACAAUUACAAGGUUUUUGGAAUGGAUUUGAGAAUACAAAUAAGAAAAAUUCUUCAUCCCACAAUUUAUAUACCGAAAAAGACGAAGAAAAAUUAACACCAAAUAUUUGGAAUAGUAAUCAGCAAAGACUUGGUGACAAUCAGCAAACGCAAAAUACGAAUUUUGAUAUUAGUAAGCAAAUUCACAGUGCACAAAAUGUUUGGAACUUAAUAGAAAAUGCAAACCAAGAUCAACAAAAACAAUUUUGGGGCCAAUCAGAAGAUAGUAAAAGAACUAUUACAUCUUCUGUUUCUGAUUCAGGGUAUAAAAAUUUUAAUAAACAAAAUAAUGAACAACAUAUUAAUAAUGGGAACAACAGACCAAACAUAAGCUAUUCUGACACAUUUUGGCAUAAUCAUUAUAACAACUACAAUGAUUUUUAUUUACAAUCAGAAACUGUUCAAAACUCACAAACAGAUGUGAAGCAAAAUGGUUCAUUGGGAAGUUUAUGGGAUAAACUGGAUGGUAUUGCCAAAGAAACUCUUAGACAUGACAAUGAUGAUGGUAUUGCCAAAGAAACCCUUAGUCAUGACAAUGAUGAUGAUAAUGUACAAAAAAUUGAUAGUGGUAAUCCCACACACUUGAUACAAAAACAAAAUGGAAAUAAUCCACAUUCGCUACAUAAUCCACAACUUCACAAUAAUAAACCACAAACCGAAGGUAAACCACAAGAUUCUAAUGAAAAUCCCGGUUCAUUUAUUGCAACACCUUCAUAUCAUAAUAACAAUUUGCAACCAAUGGAUAUAGGUCGUGGAGACAUUGGCCCUGAAGACUCCGAUCCUAUACCUGCAAUUUCUGAGAUAUCUCUGACUAAUAAACUUUAUAAAACUCCACAAGAAAUAGAAGCUUUAAGUUUAACGAAAAAAACAAAUAAGACAUUAGCUUAUGUAGCAACCGAAAAAGGCAAUGAUGAUGACAUUGGAACAUUGAAAGUUCUUAGUAUAGCUGAACAAAAUCUAGCAAAAGACUUAAAGCACCAAUUGUCCACAACCUCAACAUCUACAAUAACUAACUCACCAGUAAGCAGCACUAAUUUACAUCAGCCCAGAAAUAAUGGCAUAACAGAAGUACAGCUUAUUUAUCAAAACCAUGGAUCUAGUCUUCAAACAAAUAGGAACACUGAUCCAGCUCAGGAGAAUAUUGGUUUUGAAUCACCACCUGAAGAACCAUUAAACAUGAACCAGCAAUUUGAAGAUUUUAGCCAACAAACACAAGAAUUACAAAGUCAAAGUCAACCAGGACCGUUUUUUAUUGACUUUGGACAACAAUCGCAAGCUACGUGGCUGCCUCAAGAUAAUUUAGAACAGGUACAAUAUCAAAAAUUACCACAUUUUGAAGAGCCUUCACAAAAACCGGAACAAGUACAACUUAGUUACAACCACGAAUAUCCAAUUUCCAAUAAUAGAAAGCUAAGUGAAGAAAUACAACCGACGCAGGAUACGAAUAAUGAAAAUAAGAUUUUAAUACCUUCAGAGUCAACAACAGAAAAGCCAGGGUUUUGGAGUUCAGUGGGCAGCAAACUAACAAAUGCUAAAGAUAAAGUUUUCUCAUGGUUUAAGAGCAAUUAA